AUGGCUGACAUCGAAUACAACGCCGACGAGGCUGCUGAGCUUAAGAAAAAGAGAGCGUUUCGCAAGUUUUCUUACCGAGGAAUCGACCUCAACCAACUCCUUGACCUCUCCUCCGAACAGCUACGCGAUGUCGUCCACGCCCGUGCCCGCCGCCGGUUCAAUCGUGGCCUAAAGCGCAAGCCCAUGGGCCUGAUCAAGAAGCUCCGCAAAGCCAAGCAAGAGGCCAAGCCCAACGAGAAGCCCGACCUCGUCAAGACUCACCUCCGUGACAUGAUCGUGGUCCCAGAAAUGAUUGGCAGCAUCAUCGGUAUCUACUCCGGAAAAGAAUUCAACCAGGUGGAAAUCAAGCCCGAGAUGGUUGGCCACUAUCUUGGUGAAUUCUCGAUCUCAUACAAACCCGUCAAGCACGGGAGACCGGGUAUUGGUGCUACUCAUUCCUCGCGUUUCAUUCCCCUUAAAUAA
Molecule: messenger RNA, 462 nt
Organism: Histoplasma mississippiense
Lineage: Eukaryota; Fungi; Ascomycota; Eurotiomycetes; Onygenales; Ajellomycetaceae
Product: 40S ribosomal protein S15
Exons: 5
Coding region: 1-462 (153 amino acids)
Biological process (GO): ribosomal small subunit assembly; translation
Cellular component (GO): cytosolic small ribosomal subunit; ribosome
Molecular function (GO): structural constituent of ribosome; RNA binding
Source: RefSeq, a predicted model, not a curated record